Messenger RNA from Sphaeramia orbicularis (orbiculate cardinalfish), 1326 nucleotides. It is a transcript of the gene eif3m, whose product is annotated as eukaryotic translation initiation factor 3, subunit M. Gene Ontology annotation, biological process: cytoplasmic translational initiation. The record is from RefSeq and is a predicted model, not a curated record. Gene Ontology annotation, molecular function: translation initiation factor activity. NCBI's taxonomy places the organism in Eukaryota, Metazoa, Chordata, Actinopteri, Kurtiformes, Apogonidae. The transcript is spliced from 11 exons. The coding region runs from base 87 to 1214 and encodes 375 amino acids. Gene Ontology annotation, cellular component: eukaryotic translation initiation factor 3 complex; cytoplasm.
GCCGCUGCUGACUUUUCUUUUCCGCUCAGGUCUUUGCUGCCGUGGGAGCGUGGAUUUCAUCACCUAGAUUCACAAACUCACUGAAAAUGAGCGUUCCGGCUUUUAUCGACAUUACAGAAGAAGAUCAGGCUUCAGAGCUGAGGGCCUACAUCAAGGCAAAAGGAGCUGAUAUCUCAGAGGAGAACUCUGAAGGAGGACUACAUGUAGACUUGGCUCAAAUCAUCGAGGCAUGUGAUGUCUGUCUCAAGGAUGAUGACAAAGAUGUGGAGAGUGUGAUGAACAGCAUUGUGUCUUUGCUGUUGAUCCUGGAGACAGAAAAGCAGGAGGCUCUCAUUGAGAGUCUCUGCGAGAAGCUGGUGAAGUUCCGUGAAGGAGAGAGACCCUCCCUCAGGAUGCAGCUGCUGAGUAAUCUUUUCCAUGGCAUGGAUGAGAACACACCAGUGAGAUACACUGUCUUCUGUAGCCUCAUUAAAGUGGCAGCAACUUGUAAUGCCAUCUCUUUCAUCCCUACUGAUCUUGAUCAGGUGCGCAAGUGGAUUGUUGACUGGAAUCUGAACACAGAGAAGAAACACACACUCUUAAGGCUGGUAUAUGAAGCUCUGGUUGACUGCAAAAAAAGUGAGGCUGCAGCGAAAGUGAUGGUGGAGCUGCUGGGAAGUUACACAGAAGACAACGCUUCACAAGCACGUGUUGAUGCCCACAGAUGUAUUGUCCGUGCUCUCAAAGACCCCAACACUUUCCUGUUUGACCACCUGCUCACUCUGAAACCUGUACGUUUCUUGGAGGGUGAACUCAUCCAUGAUCUCUUAACCAUCUUUGUGAGUGCCAAACUAGCAGCAUAUGUAAAGUUUUACCAGAGUAACAAAGACUUCAUCGAUUCCCUUGGCCUGUCUCAUGAGCAAAACAUGGCCAAGAUGCGUCUGCUGACAUUCAUGGGCAUGGCAGUGGAAUUCAAGGAGAUCUCCUUUGACACUAUGCAACAGGAGCUGCAGAUUGGAGCUGAUGACGUUGAGGCUUUUGUCAUUGACGCUGUUCGGACCAAGAUGGUGUACUGCAAAAUCGAUCAGACGCAGCGAAAAGUUGUUGUGAGUCACAGCACACACCGUACCUUUGGAAAGCAGCAGUGGCAGCAGCUCUAUGACAGUCUAACCUCCUGGAAGGCCAACCUCGCAACUGUCAAAACCAGUCUGCAGGCCCUUUCGCCUUCUGCCUAAUUCCACCUCAACCCCUCUGCUCACAAUGCCUAACUUGCUAUUCUCUGUUUUCAAAAUUCUCAGACUGAUCAGGUUUUUAUAUAUUCAUCCAAUAAAAGACCCGUGAUGAUGA